Messenger RNA from Penicillium atrosanguineum, 1902 nucleotides. RefSeq lists its product as uncharacterized. The transcript has a single exon. The record is from RefSeq and is a predicted model, not a curated record. NCBI's taxonomy places the organism in Eukaryota, Fungi, Ascomycota, Eurotiomycetes, Eurotiales, Aspergillaceae. The coding region runs from base 1 to 1902 and encodes 633 amino acids.
AUGGAUCCUCAAUUCUCCGAGAUGUUCUAUCCGGUCGACGUUUCUUCAUACCCCCCGGACUACUCCCGCCUGCCCUUUUAUAAUGACUCCGUCCUCUUCGAUUCCGACUACAAGCCCUCAAAUUUUACUUCUAUGCCUGCUACUCCUCCAUCCGUCUCCGCGUCACACUUAGACCCUCAAAUUCCUACUGGCUCUGCGGCUUCGGGCCCUUCUAUCGCCAGCGCACCUUCAUCCGCAAUCGGAUCUCCAUACUCGGGCCACCAGGCCUUCCAAGAUCAGUGGGUUAGCACGGGGAACGGUCUUGGCCUUCCGGCGGCGGUGAUGGACCAUUAUUUCCCCAAUGACUAUACCGGGCGUCCCACGGAGAUCGACGGACUCUACCAUGAAAAGUUGCCGUUGCCAUAUACCACUGUUGGUACGUACUCGAUCGCCAAUGUCGAUUUGAGAUCUGCACUAACCAAGGAUCAAGCUCCCUAUCUGAUCCAACCGGUACAAGAUGGUCCCGAAUUCACUCCCACCAUCUCAUAUCCUGAACAAAUCAACUCCACUUAUUCUACCGUCCCGCACAACUUUCUCCCUCACUCUCCCGCCGCUUCCCCUGUUCCAUACAGCGACAAUGUGGAGCCCCAGCCGUCGCCAUCUCUCCCCGUACCGCAACAUUCGCCCAUGAUGAUGCCCAUGUCGCACUCGCGACCGGUUUCGGUCUACGACCGAAGAUCUUCCAUUUCCUCCAUUCAUUCCCGCCGUUCACAGCAAAGUCCCACCCUGAGCAGUAUUGAGGCGGAAGAUGAUGUCAAGGAGAAGGGCCGAUGCCCUUAUCCCGAUUGCGGCCGAGUUUUCAAGGACCUGAAGGCUCACAGGCUCACUCACUUGUCCGAGCGACCAGAGAAGUGCCCCAUCACGAACUGCGAGUACCACAUCAAGGGUUUCGCGCGCAAGUACGACAAGAACCGUCACACAUUGACCCACUACAAAGGGACAAUGGUGUGCGGUUUCUGCCCGGGUUCCGGCUCUCCCGCAGAGAAGAGCUUUAACCGCGCCGACGUCUUCAAGCGCCACUUGACUUCCGUCCACGGAGUCGAGCAGACACCGCCGAACUGCCGCAAGCGCAGCCCGUCUUCCUCUAAGAAGGGUACCAACUACAGCCCCGAUGCUACUGGCAAGUGCUCGACUUGCUCGGUGACAUUUAGCAAUGCCCAGGACUUCUACGAGCAUCUGGACGACUGCGUCUUGCGUGUGGUGCAGCAGGAAGAGCCCUCAGAAGCAAUCAACCAGCAGCGACUCGCCGAAGUCGCCGCAGACGAAGAGGUGAAGAAAACGAUGGAGAAACAUCAGCUGCUCGACACGGCCGGACCCGUCGACUAUGAUGAUAACGAUUCCCACGAUGAUGACGAUACCCACGACCUUGCCAACUGGUGCGCUGGCCGUUCCAAAAAGGCCAAUGUCCCCAGUUCACGCCCGAUCAUUGGUACCGGCAAUGCUGUGUCCAAGAACACCGCGAACAAGGGUCGCGCCGUCGCAACCCGCCGUCGUAACAACCGCGGCAAUUACCCGCAGUCCUGGGGCUGUCCCAACAGCAGCAUGAAGACCAAGAAGCGCGUGCUGUGCGUCUUUGACGGCCAGCGCCGCCUGUGGAAGGACGAGAUGAUGCUCAACAACGAGUUCGAAGUACGUCUGCGUCUUCCAGGUGGUGGAGGCGAUGGCACGAACCGCGAUGCCUAUGUCACAGACCUGGACGUUGAGACGAUGAAGCGCGCCGAAGGCGUCCUCAGCGCGAACGAGGAAGAGCGCGGACGCUGGAUGGACGGACCCUCGCCUCACCUCAUGGGCCAGCCGGCAGUUAUAUUGCCUGAGCUGUGCUCGCAGAACGAUGAAAUUUCCAUCAACGAGCUCAUGGCAUGA